Dalotia coriaria is the source of this 1632-nucleotide messenger RNA. RefSeq names its product malate dehydrogenase 2 (gene Mdh2). The transcript is spliced from 5 exons. Gene Ontology annotation, biological process: carboxylic acid metabolic process; tricarboxylic acid cycle. Lineage: Eukaryota; Metazoa; Arthropoda; Insecta; Coleoptera; Staphylinidae. Bases 356 to 1375 code for a protein of 339 amino acids. The record is from RefSeq and is a predicted model, not a curated record. Gene Ontology annotation, cellular component: mitochondrion; cytoplasm. Gene Ontology annotation, molecular function: L-malate dehydrogenase (NAD+) activity.
UUCGGAAUUUCACUUUCAUAGAAACGCUUCAAAACAGCAUUAAACAACUGAAACAACAUAAAAACAACAAUAAAUCACAACUAUCAACAAAAUUCCAGUAGAAAUACACAGUUCCAGCCAGUUUACUGCGAAAUCUGUUGCGGCGUGCGUACGAACCGAUUAGCUCAUCACCGAUACAGUGGAUACAGAUCCACUGGUGUUCGAACUUAAAUUAGGCGAGAUUACGGACGCGGGAAGGUCAAAUCGCGCGUGAGCACUGUGCACACGUUUCCACUCGCAGUUAACGCGGUGACAUUCGACGCACAGCACCCGAAUUUCUCCAAUUCGCAAUUCACACCGAAACCACACACACAAAAUGCAUUCAACACGCCGUAUUUUAUGCCAGGGCCUAAACCGCAACCUGAGGCAAUUCUCCUGCACAUCCAAAAAUAAUUUCAAGGUAGCUGUCGCUGGUGCUUCUGGAGGCAUUGGCCAGCCAUUAUCUUUACUGCUGAAGCAGUGCCCAAUGGUAUCUGAGCUGCGAUUGUAUGAUAUUGUCAACACCCCUGGUGUGGCUGCGGAUCUCUCUCACAUCGAAACUCCUGCCAAAGUUGAAGGUUAUGAAGGUAAUGAUUGCAUGGAGGAGGCUUUCAAGGGAUGUGACAUCAUUGUUGUGCCAGCUGGUGUUCCACGUAAACCAGGUAUGACCCGUGAUGAUCUCUUCGCAACCAACGCUGGAAUCGUCCGUGAUAUCGCCACAGCCGCCGCCAAAGCCGCCCCUAAGGCCCACUUCUGCAUUAUUUCCAACCCUGUGAACUCCACCGUACCAAUCGCCUCUGAAGUGUACAAAGCAUGCGGAGUUUACGACCCCUGCCGCAUCUUCGGCGUGUCUACCUUGGACAUCGUCCGCGCUAACACAUUCGUCGCUGAAUUAAAAGGUCUUAACCCAAUGGAAGUAUGCAUUCCUGUUAUUGGUGGACAUGCAGGCAUCACCAUCAUCCCGUUAAUCAGCCAAGCGAAGCCAAAAGUAGAUUUUGACGAAGCUACACUUGCGAAGUUAAUUCCUAGAAUUCAGGAUGCAGGUACAGAGGUGGUUAAGGCAAAGGCCGGUGCUGGUUCAGCCACGUUAUCCAUGGCGUACGCCGGUGCACGUUUCGCCAUCUCGUUGAUGCGUGCAAUGAAAGGCGAGAAGGAUGUGGUUGAAUGCGCGUACGUCGCGUCUGAUUGCGUCAAAGGUUUGGAUUACUUCUCCACACCGCUGGUUCUGGGCAAGAAUGGCAUCGAGCAGAAUCUGGGUCUUGGUAAACUGACCGCUGGCGAGCAGAAAUUGGUGGAUGCUGCCAUCCCUGAGCUCAAAAAAUCCAUCCAGAAGGGUGUUGACUUUGUCAACAAGUAAAAAGUCAAUUCUGAUGCAUUUUUACCAAUGUUACACCGUACAAGCCAUUAUAUUUUGUAAGAAACUAAGAAAAUACCAUACUUUACAAUAGAAACCAACCAUCUACUUCUGUUAUCUGCGUUCUGUGAUGUUUUUUGUUGUAUUUUGAACAUGAUUUGUACUAGUUGUGUAUAUUUACGCAGUUUUGUGAUAGGCAACCAAACAUACAUGGCGAAGUUAACCAAAAACACGCAAUUAAAAUUCAAAUUUUAUUCAAA